Ornithodoros turicata is the source of this 494-nucleotide messenger RNA. RefSeq names its product large ribosomal subunit protein eL28-like (gene RpL28). The transcript has 4 exons. Gene Ontology annotation, molecular function: structural constituent of ribosome. Gene Ontology annotation, cellular component: ribosome; cytosolic large ribosomal subunit. Gene Ontology annotation, biological process: translation. The record is from RefSeq and is a predicted model, not a curated record. The coding region runs from base 30 to 455 and encodes 141 amino acids. Lineage: Eukaryota; Metazoa; Arthropoda; Arachnida; Ixodida; Argasidae.
GCCUAAAGUGUACUUAUUUUUCAGCAAAAAUGUCAGCCCAUCUGCAGUGGAUGAUUGUUAAAGACCAGUCCAGCUUCUUGGUUAAGAAGCGUAAUAUCAAGAAGUGGUUCAGCAUUGACCCACUCAACCCGAAAGGUCUUCACUCGAGGAAGUUCAGUGGCACAACUUCGGUACGUGCCCUCACAGUUGAACCGCAUCCCAGCAACAAGGGAGUUCAGCUGGUUGCAAAGAGGAGGAAAGGUGGAAAGAAGGUAGCCAAGCAGCUGUGUCGUGUACCCUUGACGAAAGGAGCCCGUCGUACCAUGGUUUCAAUCACUAACUGGGUCAAGGGCUCAGGGGGAUACAGGAGGGACCUAAGGAAGGUCUGCAUGAGACGUGCCUGCGCUAUCCUCAAGAGCCAGAGGGCGAUUGUACCCAAGAGGAAGGUAGUACGUGGCACCAAGAAGGCGGACUGAAUGUUUGUAAUGGAACAUUAAAUUCUGUUAUGAAGCUAA